Molecule: messenger RNA, 814 nt
Organism: Papilio polytes (common Mormon)
Lineage: Eukaryota; Metazoa; Arthropoda; Insecta; Lepidoptera; Papilionidae
Exons: 3
Coding region: 356-814 (152 amino acids)
Source: RefSeq, a predicted model, not a curated record
UACAUUCUUCAUUCAAUGUUUUCGAGUGGUUGGGUGAUGACGUCUAGGCGUAGCCAUCUCGGUCUAACAAAGAAAGUGUUUUAACAGAAAUGUAAUUUCUGACAUAAAACUAGUACAAUAUUGUUGUAACUCAACUGACGCGAAUGGAUCGUUACUUCUACAAACGAAGAAUUCAGCCACUUAUAAACGACCUUAAUCGAUCAGCGAACUGUAGUGUUUAUUUAUUUUCAACGGAUUUCUUUUGGUGUUUGUUUUGCAAACAAUAGUUUAUCCUAUCUUUGAAUUGAACAUUUAGAUCGUAACGUGGGUGUAGACAUUCGAGGUAAUGUUUUGUGAGUCGAAGUGAGCUAUCGGGAUGUGUCUGCGGCUGGUGCUAGUGUGGGCGGCGGCGGCGGCUGUAGUGACAGGCGCCGCGGCCGCGCCGGACCCCUGGUUGAGCGACGUUGGCCUGAAGAUGCACUCGGAAUUGUACGAAGCGAUGGGAAAGAUCGAGGUGAACUACUCGACGCCCGUCAUCAACGCGACGUACGUGGCGCGUGUCGAGUUCGACAUGCGGGCCAUGGGCAUGCUAUACAAUUCCACGCACAUGAUCAUCGACUUUAUCGCCAAUGAGCAGGCUUACCCCGAAGGCUUGGUGUCAGUGUCCGACGGGCAAGUGGAGGUGGCGCCGCUGCGCGAGAAUUGGCGGCCGCUGCUGGCGCACUACGCAGUAUUAAGUCCAGCUGUAUUCGACUCUGAUUAUACUCGUAUUGUAAUAGUAUACAUAGAAUAUAGAGUCGCGCAGUGGUGCGCCGUCGAGUCACAAAGUAGGUAA